Molecule: messenger RNA, 7551 nt
Organism: Linnemannia hyalina
Lineage: Eukaryota; Fungi; Mortierellomycota; Mortierellomycetes; Mortierellales; Mortierellaceae
Source: the annotation of a GenBank genome assembly
AUGGGCAACAACAACAUGAACAUGAACAAUAACAACAACCUCAACGCCGGCAGCAAUUCGCAGAUGCCCUACGGACACGCAUCCCAGGUCUCGACACCAACCCACUCACCCUAUGCGUCCUCACCAUCGUCAUCGGCACAUCUAAAUUCGAGCAAAAGCCACUCGUCGCUGCCCUUGCGGCGGUAUAUUUUACUACCACCUCCAAGGAAGCGCAAACUGCACAAGACCAGCGAUCUGGGAUUUCCUGGGGUGUUUCCACAAAAAACAGGCCAGGACGAGGAUCAGAUGACUCACAGCAACGUGAAAACGGGCUACAUCGACAAAGGCAUUAUCCAGAACGAGACAGUAUCGGCUCAAGGAAUAUUGGCAGACAGACUUCAGGACCCAAAGAAGCAGCACGAUCUUGGGGCCUUCAUGGUCCAGGUGUUGAAAAAGAGGCAAGAGUCGAGCAAGAUCACCGGACCAAGCACGUUCAGACCACCAAACCGCGCUACGUUGAACGAUCAAAAGAAGGAACAGUGGCUAUCGGAUCUGUCAGGAACGACACCUCUGCGACGGCUCUCAAAAAGUGUACCUCACGGAUUCAAAACAGAAAAACUACUGGAGGCCUUGGCCCAACGACAAGUACCCUUGUUGCGUGCCACCUGGUACAUCAAGAUCGUGGCACUGAGUGAGAUGCAGGCUCAGCGGAAUCGCCCGUCAGUAGCACAGAGCCAGUACUCCACCGAUUGGACAGCGAUCGUCAGCAUGUUUCUCAAAAAGCAGCUCUUGGAAAUCAACCCUCAUUCGACCUCAAAACCAGCACCUACGGCACUGAACGCAUCCAGCGGCUCCCAGAACAUCAAACCAUGGACAAGCGAGGAGGCCAAGGAGAGAUGGGAAGCCAAGUGGCGGUACUCGGUCAUGCUUACAAAGUGGCAGUACAACGAAGGAUUGCUGGAUCAUCGGCACUUUCUCCGAGCGACAGUGGAGCAACUCUCCGGUCUUUGCUUUGAGCAAAUUGCCUUGUUGCUGAGUUUGAUUGCCAUGUUCUUGUCAGAGUAUGCGCGGUCCAGACUACUCAUGCGCCUCUUGAUCGAAGGCCUUCUCAAUUCCCUUCAGCAGGUUCAGCGGCAUCCUACCUACAACCAGACGUUAUUCCGGUACUCGUAUCUUGAGCUGGAACUCAAGAGGAUGCUUCAAUCCAUUUUCUUAUCGACACCGGACAUGUUUGUGAUACCAAAAGCAUGGACAACGCACCCGACCUUGCUGCAGCAGGUUCUCCUCGAAGACAUCCAAUCCAGCCCGCACAAGCCAGCAUCGUUCCCUAAUGUUGGCUCAGUUCUGGAAAGUCAUUACAACAUGAUUCAGGCGCGAGUCCGCGUAUUCACCCACCUCAACUCGACUGGCAUCGAACCAAAGAUGAAGAGCUCGCGGAUAGGGGGGAACGUCGAGAUACUGGACAAAGUUGGUCCAUUUUCGGAUCUGGAUGAGGUGGCGCACGAGUACUUCGCGGACCUUAUGGACGAGGACAACGGAUCGUCAUUACCAACAUCGCCAUCUAAGUCUGUCUUUUCGCCCCGAUCCUCGUCCCCAUUUGCAGCACCAGCAGGAACAUCUGCGGCGUCUGCAUUCCACCACCAAGAUCUGGCAUGGAAGGCUCGCGUCAACACGCUGUGCGAGUGGGCGAUCACCAACUCUCGUUAUGGCCAUCAUCGGAUCUUUCUUGUAGGAACACUGCUCAGAUUGUGGCGAGAUAGCCCAAGCCUUGCGGUCCAUCUCAGCCCGCUUGAGAAAGCAUCUCGGUUACAGUCCGCUCUAAUCGAGUUUCUGGACUCUUUCAAUGGCACCCAUCAUCCACUAUCACAAUCGGACGACUCCUCACAUGGCCAUCAUCAGCAGCAACAACACCUUGACCACCAUCAACAACACCUUCAACACAGCAGCGAUGAUGUACUGGAGGCGAUGGCGCGACUCUUUGGUAACCUCAUCCACGACCGCUUGUUCUCGUACCAGCAAUACAUCCAGAGGCUGAUUGCGAGAGGCGAUUUGCAACCGAACAAAAGGAGUCAGGAGUCAACGUUGCGACACCUGAAAUACCUUCAAUCGUUUCCUUUGCACCAAGAUGCCGAGGCGCAUCAUUUCAACCAACGGAGAGUUGUGCUCUUUGGCGUUGAUGGAGAGGACGACUAUGACCGAGAGUGCUUCGAGACAAUCACGGCCCAAAUCAAAACCCGACUACCGUACAUGUUCACUCCCGAAGCGGCGAAUAUGACUGUACCGAUCAAGGACACUCUGCAGGACGGUCAGGAACUGGCAACACCCCUCCCUGUGCAAUUGACGGAGCUGAUUAUCUCUGCGAGUCGAUUUUGCCAGAUCCGGGUCACAUCCCAGUGGUUACUGGAGGCAGUGAGAUUGUACGUCGUCAAGCAGAUCCCGAUUGGAGAAGACAACUGGAGGGUUAUGACAUCGCCAGGAUCGUCACUGCUGAACGGUCGUCAGUUUGCGACCAUUGUGAACGUCAUGGAGGUCGCUAGCGAUUUCCACUCGCUUUACGAGCACACUUCGGACAAGACAUUGUUGACGUACACUGUCAACGUGGCCAGGAAGCAUUAUAUGGUGUGGGCCGCCAUGGGUGUUUUGACACAGUUCUCCCAGGCCAUUCUUGCCAAGCACUACAACCUGCAAGGAAAGAACGUGUUGUUCAAGGCACUGCCCCGAUUCUUGGCAUUGGAAGCACACAACGUCCCAGAAGACAUUCGGAUAGAGCUCGAAGGCGAUUUGGCGAGCUUGAAGACUUCGAUACCCGCAGGAGCAACGAUACCGGCCCAGAUCCAGGAACUGCAAUACGUUCUCAAAGAUUCUUCUCCUUCAGCUGUCUCCAUUACAGCCUCUGCAUUGCAUGCCAAAUAUGGCGGUCUUGCCCAUUGGCCCCUUCGGCUUUUUGACGGCUGCAUCGAAGCAUUACGGAAACUGGAUUCAACGACGCGGUCACAGUCGGACCAUUCUCUCAACGGUUUCUCUUCCUCGGCAGCAGCGCAAGAGAUCGUCAAGGCGUCCAGGACAUAUGCGGAGCUCUUGGUUGAGAUGGCUGAGCGAGUCGGGAAUGGUUGCAUGGACGACGUCGUACAUUCUUGGCUUCGGCUACAUGAUGUUGACUGGAUGACAAGGGUGAUCGGUGCAGAGGGUCAUACCGAGGGUACAGGAGCAUCCCAGCCCCCCAUCUGGUUCCUCUCGUUUAUGGUACAAUUGGUCAUUCAGGGCUUUUGUUCUAUUGACAUCCUGGCCCAGUACAUGUGUGCGGACAUGUUGACCAAGAUCGCCGACACCGUUCGCCCUCAAGGAGACGACCCGCACCACCAGCUUCACAUGGAGGACGUUCAGUUGCACCAGCAGCCAGACGCAUCGACUCUGCGUCUUUGCUCAGCUAUCGUACAUUUGCUUCGACUUUUGUUACUGGAGGAUGCUUCAUGGAACCCUCGAGCUCAUCAUGCAUACGGAGCAAGUCAUCAUGUUCUCUCAGCCGAGCACCACCCUCAUCGACUCGGAAUCCAGUUGACCCUAGCGGAGAUCCACGCCCUUCAAACUCAGCGAUUCUCAAGGUUGAUGACCAUGCAGCACACUGUCCGUCAGGGGGAGAAACGACAGAACGAAGACAUGCAGGAGGCGCAGGAUCCAGCAGACAGCGAAGGGUAUACUUCGCUUCAGGAGCAGCAGAUGAUGCUGGUUCAGUUCCAGAUCUCGCGGAGCCUUGUCUGGAUCGAGUCUUGUCUCCCUUUGAACCAUACGGUCUUACACGAGAUCCAGGAGUACCGGAAGGACUGGGCUCUGUCUGCCGACUGGCUGCGGGAAAAAUGCCUUGCCAACGUGGAGGGUGCCUACAAGAUCUUUUUGCAAACCAGGCAGGACCAGCAGAGCUCGAUUGCAGGACCAGAAUCAGGGUUCGGUAAAGACAGCGCCAACGGCAGUCUUCAGGGGCAUCAGGAGGUAGUGGAGCGCAAGAUGAUGGAGACAUUCCAGAUGUUGGUCGCCGAGAGUCAUGAGAGCCUUUUGUUGUUGGAUACCUAUGGCGAGACGUCACUGACCCCGAGCAUGAUCCGUCAACGGACAUUCCGGUCCAUAUUUUUGCGCGUGGAUCGGUGGAUCUUUGACCGCUGCAAGGUCGAGUUCUGGCUGCUGCUGGACACCGUUAUGAUGGAGCGAACAGGUCGGGAGAAACGGCCAGAGGGCUCUGGUCAUAGCAAGGACGGGGUCUCAGCAGCAUCCGGAGUUUCACCAUCUGUGACGGAAGGGAUGAUGAUGAUGGAGGGCGUGACCAUGACUUCAGGACCCGGAUCGUCGCCUCUCGGCGAUGGUACUGCGGGCGGAAGCAGUGGCGACUCGUUGCAACAGCUGAUUCAUAUCUUUUUCCAGGAGUUUGUCCUUUCAGAGCGAGCCGACAAGGAACUGCUGGGCAGGAUGCUGAUCGGGAUGAGGCAUGAUGUUGUCGAAGAGUUCAUUCAAUAUGGAUAUGGCCUUUUGGCAGGACACCCGAGCGCCUCGUUUCCACAGAACGUAAUGAUCGUUCAACGACCUGUGGAGAGCGCCGAUUACGUCAGGAUUGUGUCCAACUUUCACCAUGUAAUGGAAGUGCUAAUGAGAGAAGGCCAGCCAAACGUCACCCUCUCUCUGGGCGGCGACGAGCCAUCUAGCCAGCAAGCAGCCAAUGCUGCCACCCCAUCCGCAUCCACCCCAUCAGCCACUGGAUUCCAACCCGCAGCAACACACGCCGGUUCCAAGCGUGGUUCGGAUGGUCUUCAAGGAUUGGACGCCACGCAACUGGAGAACAGGAUCGGGUUUGCCAAGAAUUUGCUCUGGCAGCUCAAACGCUUUGAGGAGCGAAUCAAGGUGUUCGACGUCAUGCAUGCCAUCGGAUGCACGUUUGAUGAGGCUGCAAAGGUAGUUCAGGACAACGAGUCUGGACAUGGUGACAUGGAGGAUCUGCUGUUGACGGCUUCGCUCCAGAAGGGUGACCCUCAGCUCAAUUCGAUUCAGCAACAGCAACGGCAGAGGCAGCAACAACAGACUACGGCAUCAUCAUCCAUUCACUUGAUUGACCUCCGAACGUCACUGAGCCUUCGACUUCGUCUACUUGUCCCCUUGUUGCCAGUGAUUCUCCAACACCCAACUUCGUCAGCUUGCGACCUCUCAACAUAUCUCAUCAGAUUGACCAACCUUUUGGUAUCCUCGAUUGUCCACGGUCACGGAUCAGAGGAAAGGCUGUUUGAGUUUUGUCUGGACAUGGUCUCGUGUCUGAUGGAUGAGGUUCUAUUGCUCAGUGGUAGCCUGAGAUGUGGGGUGGAUGAGCUGAAGUCGAUGAGGAACGAUAUUCUGAACCAGCUUCGCACAGGAUUGCCUCAGAUGACUACUUCGAUCCCUACAGUGUUCGCCAGCAGGAUAUUCAGAAUAUUGCCCUUCCAGCAACACAACGUCUACUUUACCAGCCUUCGUAUUGGUGGGGAUUCGGGAGCGAACACCGCUGGCGUUGCAGGAAUCAAGGCCCAGCACAAGGAGAUCCUGCCAAGGCCGUGGGACUGGCUCGAGGACUGUGUUGGAGAUGUCGACCAGGGAUCACACCCACAGCAAGGUCAACAGACAGCCCAGAGUCCAGCGCUUGGCUUGGCGCUUGUGGAUUCUAGUUUGAUUUCGGGACUUGGCAAUGGCGAUAGUACUGGAGGUUCGGGACUUCUCUCUGGAUCGGCUUCGUCGCUCCAUGGAGGAUCAUCGUCGUCCUUGGCGGGAGGUGGUGGGGCCAGUCAUGGCGGCGAGAGUUUGAACGAUACUUCAAUCUCCCUGACAUUGUUUGGCGCCAAGCAGGUUCGAAAGUCGACAGAAGGAACGACCUACCAGAUGCAGUUCCAAAAUGGCCAUGGUGGUGGAGACGACGAGCAGGAGCUAUUGAUGGUGGAGGAGCAGCAGCGUCCAUGCGAGUACAACCACUCUCACCAACAGCAGCUUUGGAUGCUUCAACAUCAACGACAUCAACAACAGCAACAGCAACAGCAACAGUUGCUCCUUCAACAACAACAACAGGAGCAACAACAGCAGCAACUUCAACAGCAACAACUUCAACAGCAACAACUUCAGCAGCAGCAGCAGCAGCAGCAUCAGCAACCUCAGCCGAACGCAGACACUCCGAAUGUGAACGGCGGCGGCGGUGUGGGCGGCGUGUCUAUGCUGGGAUCGAGAUCGUCUUCUUCGUCUGGAGGCAUCCGUUCUGGAUCUAUCCCACCGCUAGUUCGACAACAGGAACCCGACCCCGAGCAAGAGGAAGGACAGAUUCUGGGCGACGAUGACCUGGAUAUGGGUUGGGAUAUCACCGCUCCCUCGCUCACGCCCACACUUCCUGCUGCAUCCAUCGCCAUACCGGCGACAAGUGGCGUUUCGAUGACACCAUCGAUUCUGACCGGUGGUGGCGUCCCCUCGAUGGAGGACGGAGAGUUGAUCGAAAAGAUGGAGGAAGGCGAGACACUGGACAUGGGGCAAAGCACAAGCGGUGCUAUGGCUCCUUCUAUCCCGAUGUCGAUCACGUUGCCAACGAUCCCUGUGUCAACCGCUGCUCCUACAGCAGUUCCUGCAGCGAAACCUCCGGUCCCCUCGAAAAAGAAAUCAUCAGGCAACACCAAGGCCGCACGUGCGGCGGCGGCAUCUGCCGCUGCUGCUGCUGCUGCUGCCGCCGCCGCGGCUGCCGUAAUUGCCAAUGCUCCUCCAGCUCCGGCGACAACAACAGCGCCAGCAUCUAUGUCAGCCACCAAGUCACGCUCUGGCAAGGGUAGUCGGAAAGGCAGCAAAGCUCAAGUGACUGCGGGAACUUCAGUUGCAACGGAACCUAUGUCUGCAGUGUCGACCUCUGUCACUGCUGCACCGAUUACCUCAAUGGCCCCCGGCCCCCCGUUGCAGACGACGAUUGGCCUUCCGAACGCAGCAUCCGUCACGGCAGCGCUGCCCCCUGUUCAACAACAACAGCAGCAGCCGAUGCAGUUCAUGCCGCAAGGUCAAGCUGGACAGUUCCAGCAGGCACAACCCUUUGGUCAACUUCCGCUUGGAUUCCAAGGACAGCAGAUGAGAUCGGUUGGAGGAGCAGUAGGUGGGAUGCAAGUCCCAAUGUCAAUCGCGUUGCCUGGCCAACCACAGCAGCCAGGCCAGAUGAACAGCCACCAUCUGAUGAACAUGAACGCAAUGCGUCAAGGGCCAAACGCGAUGGCGAUGGCUAUGGGCAUGACAGGCGGGGCGAACGCAAUGUCGACGGGUACAACGAUCGGAGGAAUCCAUGUGCCGAUGCUGAGCCAGCAACAGCUCCAACAACAACUCCAACAACAACCCGGCCAGCAGCAGUACAUGGAUCCGUCGGCGUUCUUGGCGACCUCGGGAGGAGCAGGCAAUCAAGUGUUUGGAGCAGGGAACCCGAUGAAUAUUAAUUUGGCGCACUUGGGACAGCCUGGUGGUGGAGGGACUGGAGGAGGGUCAAGGGGACCGAACCAGCAUGGAGGUGGUGGUGGACAUGGAAAUGGUGGACAGGGUAGUUUCUUUUAG